Molecule: messenger RNA, 1125 nt
Organism: Cololabis saira (Pacific saury)
Lineage: Eukaryota; Metazoa; Chordata; Actinopteri; Beloniformes; Belonidae
Gene: pou1f1
Product: POU class 1 homeobox 1
Exons: 7
Coding region: 1-1125 (374 amino acids)
Biological process (GO): regulation of transcription by RNA polymerase II
Molecular function (GO): RNA polymerase II cis-regulatory region sequence-specific DNA binding; DNA-binding transcription factor activity, RNA polymerase II-specific
Source: RefSeq, a predicted model, not a curated record
AUGGCAUGUCAGACGUUCGCUGCUGACUCGUUCACCCCGCUGGCAGGGGAUUCACCUUUACCAAUCCUCAUGCACCACGGCUCCACCACCGACUGCCUGCCAGCCAGCUCCCACGGUCACAGCAUGGUCUCCGCAGUGUCAUCUGGGCUCUCCCUGGGUCAGACCUCCAAGCGCUCCCACAUGCACCUGUCCACGUCCUCCCUGGGCAACGCCCUUGGCAAUGCGCCCCCUGGCCUACAUUACCCCGUCACCCCGUGUCACUACAGCAACCAGCAGGCCACCUAUGGCAUGAUGACAGCACAGGAAAUGCUGUCCGCCAGUAUCUCUCAGACUCGCAUCCUGCAGACAUGUGGUGUACCUCACCCUAACAUGGUGAGUGGUGCAAACCCAUUGCAAGGGUCACUGACUCCCUGCAUUUACAAGUUUCCAGAUCAUGGGCUAAGUAGCAGUUCUUGUGCAUUCAGCCACGGUUUCUCCUCGCUGCCCUCUGCCCUCCUCAUGGCUGAUGAGGCCCCCGGAGGCCCCAGCGCCGAGGUGAAAACCGACGCCCAGAGGAAGAGCACACGGGACCCAGAGGACGUUCCCACCAUGGAUUCCCCACAGAUUCGAGAGCUGGAAAUGUUUGCAAAUGACUUCAAAAUACGCAGGAUCAAGCUCGGCUACACUCAGACUAAUGUGGGCGAGGCUCUUGCUGCAGUGCACGGCUCAGAGUUCAGCCAGACCACGAUCUGCCGCUUUGAAAAUUUGCAGCUGAGCUUUAAGAACGCCUGCAAACUAAAGGCCAUUCUGGCUAAAUGGCUUGACGAAGCUGAGCUUGCUGGCGCCUUGUACCAUGAUAAAAUAGGAAUAAAUGAGCGGAAGAGAAAAAGAAGAACAACUAUCAGCCUUGGAGCUAAGGAGGCCCUGGAGCGCAGCUUUGUUGAGAAGAGUAAGCCGUCUUCUCAGGAAAUAGCCCGGAUUGCCAAAGGCCUCCACCUGGAGAAGGAGGUGGUCCGAGUCUGGUUCUGUAACCGCCGCCAAAGGGAGAAACGCGUUAAAACCAGCCUUAACCUCAGCUCCUGUUUGGCAAAAAUCAGCCCUAACUGCAUCACACAAAUGAAUAAAACACAAAGACCAAUGAGCUGA